Messenger RNA from Mangifera indica (mango), 2318 nucleotides. RefSeq names its product F-box/LRR-repeat MAX2 homolog A-like. Lineage: Eukaryota; Viridiplantae; Streptophyta; Magnoliopsida; Sapindales; Anacardiaceae. Gene Ontology annotation, cellular component: SCF ubiquitin ligase complex. The record is from RefSeq and is a predicted model, not a curated record. Gene Ontology annotation, biological process: SCF-dependent proteasomal ubiquitin-dependent protein catabolic process.
UUCCCAACUCGGCAGCUCCAAUCCCAACUCGGCAACUCCAAACCCUCUAAUUUUCUUCUUCCAUCUCCAUCCUUCUGUUCGCCAUAACGAAUCUCACCAAAGAGCGUGACCUCACUUGAUCUCUUAUGGCUGCUGCAUCCACUACUUCCAUCACUCAUCUCCCUGACGUUAUUCUCUCUAACAUUUUCGCUUCCAUCUCCGAUACACGCUCGCGUAACUCCCUCUCUUUAGUCAGCCGCAAGUUUCAUUUGCUUGAGAGGAUUACGCGCACAUCUCUCACGCUCCGAGGCAACGCUCGAUACCUCCACUUCAUCCCUCACGCUUUCAGAUCCGUCGUUAACUUAGACCUUUCUCUUCUCUCGCCGUGGGGUCACUCCCUUCUUUCUUCGUCUUCGCCGUCUGAUCUCUUGUUGGCUCACCUUUUACGUCAGGCUUUUCCCUCCGUCACGUCUCUUACUCUCUACUGCCGAUCACCCACUACCCUCCAGAUUUUACUUCCUCAGUGGCCUGGAUUGAGCCACGUCAAGUUAGUCCGUUGGCAUCAACGCCCUCAGGUCGAUAUCGGAGCUGAUUUUUAUCCUUUAUUUGAGCAAUGUAAAUCACUUACCUCUCUUGAUGUUUCCACUUUCUAUUACUGGACAGAAGAUCUCCCUCCGGUUCUCCAAGCUUUUCCGAAUGUAUCAGCAAAUCUCACGCACUUGAAUCUUCUCACGACGUCGUUUUCAGAAGGUUUUAAGUCGCGGGAGAUUCAAGAUAUCACCGCCGCCUGUCCGAAUCUGAACAAGUUUUUAGUUGCUUGUAUGUUCGAUCCGAGGUACAUUGGUUUCGUUGGCGACGAAACUUUAUUGGCUAUCACAACGAAUUGUCCUAAACUGUCGCUUCUCCACUUAACCGACACAUCGUCCUUGGCUAAUCUGAGAGGAGAUCCAGAAAGCGAUGGUUUUACUUCCGAGGACGCAAGAAUCAGCCGUGAGACUCUGAUACAGCUUUUCAGUGGCUUACCUUCGCUUGAAGAUUUGGUUCUCGAUGUUUGUAAGAAUGUAAGAGAUAGUGGUUUUGCUUUCGAGGUGAUGAAGUCUAAGUGCCCGAAUCUAAAGGCGCUCAAGUUAGGCCAGUUUCAUGGGCUUUGUUUGGCCAUUGAUUCGCAGCUUGAUGGAGUUGCCUUGUGUGGACGGCUCGAGUCUUUGUCUAUAAAGAAUUGCGGAGACUUGACUGAUAUGGUCUUGAUAGCCAUCGGGAGAGGGUGUUGUAGAUUGGCUAAGCUUGAAGUUGAAGGGUGCAAGUUUAUUACAGUUCAGGGUUUGAGGACAGUGGCUUGUUUGCUUCGGAAGACUCUGGUUCAGGUGGGGAUUUCUUGUUGUAAAAACCUUGAUGCUGUGGCAUCUUGUAGAGCUUUGGAGCCGAUUCGUGAUCGUAUUCAAAAACUGCAUAUUGAUUGUGUGUGGAAUGGAGUGAAUGAUGAGGGUAGCUCCUCUAGAACCGAUACUAACAGAAGCAAGAAGAAACAGAAAUACUGUUUUGAUGAUGAAGAUGGGUCUUGGUGCAAGACAUGGGAAAGCUUGAAAAGCCUCUCAGUUUGGAUUGAAGUUGGUGAGCUUUUAUCUCCAUUGCCCAAGGUGGGUCUCGAUGAUUGUCCGAAUUUGGAGGAAAUUAUCAUAAAGGUGGAAGGCGAUACACGGAGAUUGUACAAGCCGUCGGAGAGUGCUUUCGGGUUGGGUUGUCUAGCAAUGUAUCCACGGCUUUUAAGGAUGAAACUAAAUUGUGGCGAAGCAAUUGGUUUUGCUCUGACGGCGCCAUCAGGGCAAAUGGAUUUGAACCUGUGGGAGAGAUUUUUCUUGAAGGGAAUUGGGGAAUUGAGACUAAAUGAGCUUGAUUAUUGGCCACCGCAAGACAGAGAUGUUAAUCACAGGAGUCUGUCGCUACCGGCCGUUGGAUUGCUUGCACAGUGUAGCACACUGAGGAAGCUGUUCAUCCAUGGGACGGCUCAUGAACAUUUCAUGAUGUUUCUUCCUGAAAUUCCGAAUCUAAGAGACGUCCAACUGCGAGAGGAUUAUUAUCCAGCACCAGACACCGAUAUGAGUACAGAGAUGAGAGCGGACUCCUGCUGUCGCUUCGAAGACGCGCUAAAUAGAAAACGCAUCGCUGAUUGACUCUUAAUAUUUAAUGGUCAGUGGUUGAUGCUCACCAUAAACUAGCAUCAAUCGUAUUGCUAAGCCGGCUUUCCCGUUUUUGUUUUGCCAAGCUUGUAAGAAUUUCAAACAGUAAAAAGAAAGCAAUGAUUGCCCAAAAAGGGUUAAAAGUGUUGGAUAUCACGAUAA